AGCUGUUGUGCUAUGGUGGAAGAGAUUGCAGCGCAGGGUAAUAGUGGAAUGAAAGAAUAAUUUGAGAAAAACGCACGAUAUUGCUCUGAAUCACAAGCGUGUGUAUGUGAAGAGUUUACGAGGGCCUCCACAAGUCCUAAUCAGCUGCUAUCCUCCAUUUCGGAUCCAAGGGAUGAGUGGGGGACAUAACUAGCACAGCAGACGUAUACACUAGCAUGCUCUUCAACUUUGGAUUUAUGGAUACUUCAGGAUGAAACGCCUCAGGUCUACAAGCAGCAGUGACAGUUCAGACAAUGAGAGUCCCUCAACCUCCUUCUGCUCCUCCAACAAGUAUGGUGGCCAAGCUGAAACCCCCACCACCAUGCCAAAGAAACCUGCAGAGGUGUUCCGAAAAGACCUGAUCAGUGCCAUGAAGCUGCCGGACUCCCACCAUGUGUCUCCGGAGGAUUACUACCUCCUGGCUGACACCUGGAGGCAGGAGUGGGAGAAGGGCGUGCAGGUGCCUGCAAGCCCGGACACCAUCCCCAAGCCGUCUCUCAGGGUCAUCGCGGAGAAGCCCAAGGAGAACCUGUUCAGCCGGCAGAGGAAGUACAUCCAGUGCUGGGCCCAGGAGCCCACGGAGCCCGGCUACGUCAACAUCCUGGAGCUGGCCGAGGCCAUGUGCCGCUACGACCUGGACGACAUGGACCUGCACUGGCUGCAGGAGCUCAACGCCGAGCUGGGAGAGAUGGGGGAGGCCCCGGUGGACGAGCUGACCAUGGAGCGUGUGAUGGAGGCCCUGGAGCGGCAGUGCCACGACAACAUGAACCACGCCAUCGAGACGGAGGAGGGGCUGGGCAUCGAGUAUGACGAGGACGUGAUCUGUGACGUGUGCCGCUCGCCCGACAGCGAGGAGGGCAACGACAUGGUCUUCUGCGACAAGUGCAACAUCUGCGUGCACCAGGCCUGCUACGGCAUUGUGAAGGUGCCCGAUGGAAACUGGCUGUGCAGGACGUGUGUGCUGGGCAUCGACCCUCAGUGCCUGCUCUGCCCCAAGAAGGGCGGCGCCAUGAAGGCCACGCGGGCGGGCACCAAGUGGGCGCACGUCAGCUGCGCCCUCUGGAUCCCGGAGGUGAGCAUCGCCUGCCCGGAGAGGAUGGAGCCCAUCACCAAGGUGUCCCACAUCCCGCCCAGCCGCUGGUCCCUCAUUUGCAGCCUCUGCAAGCUGAAGACGGGCGCCUGCAUCCAGUGUUCAGUGAAGAGUUGCACCAUCCCCUUCCACGUGACCUGCGCUUUCGAGCACUGCCUGGAGAUGAAGACCAUCCUGGACGAGGGCGACGAGGUCAAGUUCAAGUCCUACUGCCUGAAGCACAGCAAGCCCAAGGCGGGUGACCCGGGCCUCAGCCCCGCCCGCCACAAGGCCCCCUCCGACACGGAGAAGGUGGGCCUGCGGGCGCAGAAGCUGAAGGAGCUGGAGGAGGAGUUCUACAUGCUGGUGCGGCCGGAGGAGCUGGCCCAGGACAUGGGCCUCCCCCAGUACGUGCUGGACUUCGUCUUCCAGUACUGGAAGCUCAAGCGCAAGAGCAGCUUCAACAAGCCCCUGCUGCCGCCCAAGGAGGGCGAGGAGAACCUGCUGCUGCAGCCCAAGGAGGACAGCGUGCACACCCGCAUGCGCAUGUUCAUGCACCUGCGCCAGGACCUGGAGAGGGUGAGGAACUUGUGCUACAUGGUGAGUCGAAGGGAGAAACUCAAACUGUCCCAGAGCAAAGCACAGGAGCAGAUCUUCAACCUCCAGGUGCAGCUCAUCAACCAGGAGCUGUCUGCAGGCCUCCCUCUGUCCUAUCCACUGGAGAGCGCCUUGUUCCGGCCUCCCCCGCGAAUCACGCUCAAGCUGAAGAUGCCUAAAAUGAUCCUGGGGAAUGGGAAGACCAGUUCCAAAUCGGGGAACGGGCCCCUGUGCCCCGACACCAGCGCCAACGUGUUCGACCGGGGCGGGGGCGGGGCAGCCCAGGGGAAGCCCCAGCACCACCCGGGGCGGGGCCGGAGGGAGGACCACGCCAACGGCCUGCUGCCCGGGACAGGCCGCCCCCGUGGGGAGGGGGAGCCUGGCGGCAAUCAGCCGCUGCCCGUCAAACCGUCGGGCAAGCCGCUGGCGCUCCACGCCGCCCUCCAUGGGCGCUCCCCCAACGGGAACAGCGGCAAGCCCGAGCAGCAGCGGGCGCGACCGCCCAAGUCCAACGGGGUCAUGGAUAAGCCCGCGGCGCAGAGAGACACUUCCUGCCAAACCGCUGGCGAGCAGGAGAUGGCCGACAAGCUGGCGGGCAGGGACGGGCCCCCCGGCGUCUUCGGCCGGUCCCUGAAGGAGGCCACCGUCUGCAUGGUACGGACCGCCGAGGACCUGCGGGGGGGCGGGGGCGACAAGCCUUCCAGGAAGGGCUCCGCCAAAGACCGGCCGUGGGCCAAGGCGGCGCCCGAGCGGCAGGCGGGCAAGGCCCGGUCCUACCAGGAGAACGACGGGUACUGCCCCGACCUGGAGCUCAGCGACUCGGAGCCGGAGGCCAAGGGCAGGCGGAGGCAGGGGCGGGCGGCGGGGGGCGGCGGCCUGCAGGAGGGCAGCCCCAGCCGGGACUACAGCAGGGGCGGCCGGGGCAAGCUGGCGCCCGGCUCCAGGGCGUCCGUGCAGAGGUGAUGACCCCUCACAGCGACGCCUCCCCCGAGUUUCCCCCCCUCAGAGCUCUGUUACUUCCUGUUGUGGAGACCGUCACAAGUGCCAUGCUCACCCUCCGCCCUCCCCCUGCUCGCACCGCGGUCGUGUUGCCCGGAGAGGGGGGGGGAGAGGGCAGAGCUGAGCUUAGCUUCUCUGCUACGGGGACCUGAGCCAGAAGAGCAGCUACGACCGCCAAUUUCUGGACGCCCCCCUUCUCCUCUCUCCCCUCGAUGCGCUCCUGCUGAGUUUAUUAACCCCCCCCCCCCCUUCAUCCCCCCCGAAGUGACAGUGUCUGCCAGACAGCUCCACCAGCUCCCCGCCCUCAUGUGUCUCCGUCUCUGUCAUUACACUGUGUUUUAAGGGGAGGGGACUGUAGCGGGACGAGAGUGUGAAUCGUUUGCCUUUAUCUGCGCACAGCUGGGUUUCCACAUUUAAAAGUGAGUUUGAUCCACGCCAUCACCAUGUCUUAUCUAGGAUAGAGCUGCCAUUUUCCAGUGUUGUGUAAAUAUUUAUUUGAGGGGAAAAACACCAGUUGUAUAGGUUGUAAGGGGGGGGGGGGGGGACGCCUUGAAAGACCCCUGAUGAAAAAUGACCCGUGUGUUUAUGAAAAGGUCUUCGAAGCAGAUGGAGGAGGGUUUGCUGAAAGACAGCUACACAAGCUAUGGCCAGUCGGUCUGAAGGCAUUGAUAAAAAGGUGGCAAAUUAGAGAACCUGGAUUCCCGUGUCUGCUGUCUCCUUUGUACUCUUAGAUUUAGCAUGCUUUCUUUCCUGUUGCUUCUGUUUGUUUUUUUUUUUUUUUUUUUUUUUAAAGGAAGAUGUAAGUCCGUGUGAACACUUGACAGUUUUUCCAGUUCUUCCAACAGUACGCACAGGUGUGGAGAGAGAGGCUGUUUGUGUGCAUUGUCUCCUUUGCUAGAGUCAUUUGUGGGUUCAGUACAGCUUUUAAGGAAGCAUGUGGGUAUCAGUUUUUGAUGCACUAGUUUUUCAUGUGUGAGCUUGUGGUGCUAUCUGGACACCCUUAAGGCAACACUGUCUAUAACCAAAAGUAAACCUCAGUGACAGGAAGGCUGUGGACGGUGUCCCCUCCGAACACAAAACAAAAGCGGUUGUCCUAGCUGUUAAUGACGUUAUCUCCAUCAGUAUAAGCGCCUCAGUAUACACUGAGGUCUCUCGUUUAACUGCCUCAGUCCAAACCGGUCCUUUUACCACUAGACUGAAUCCACAUGUGUGAUCCCUCAAGUUCCAGAGCUUUACGCUUUCCCCAGUUCACACUGAACAGGAAACAACAGAUCAAAGCAGCAGCUGGUGGAAGGGGAGUGAGGGUGGGUGCAUCGGUCUGCCCCUUUACAAAGAAAUAAAAGACCUUUAAUUUUCUUAAGGAACCAGUUGCUCAUUGCUGUGACCAGCACACUGAGAACAGAUAACCAAAGUACACUAAUAAAAGUCAAAUAAUUAUCUGUCUGAGAAAGUUGUCUUUAAAUUGUCCUUAUGUAGUCUAUGUCUUGACCCCCCUCAUCUGGUACAGUUACCGCGUGUUCCCAGAAUUGAAGCAGGGGGUUGAUAAGGAGUGGAGUCUACAAAAGAGCCCAUAUCCCUGAGUGAUAGCCCAUUCUGAGAAGAUGCAACUUGCUCACAGAGAUUCUGAGCAUGCUCACAACAACCCCCCCCCCCAUUCAUAAGCGGAGGGAGUUCACUUCAGUUAUCAUUUCGAACACCAUAAAUGAACUUUUUUUCCACAUGUCAGUUUCCCACCGCAUUAGUUGUGGGGAGAAAAACUAUUUAAACACUGUGGCGGGCUAAGAAAUAAGUGUGAAAUGCGGAGAAGGUUCCUCUGGCUUACAGAAAUAAUGAUCCGAACGGGGGAAGACCGCUUUGCUCUGUAAAACUGUCCUCUAGUGCCACUUUUCUUAAACGCUGGGUCAGAUCAAGGCUGUGGCAGACCCACGAUUUGACCUUCCAUAUUAUUGUAUUUAAGUCAAUACAACGAUACAUUUAAAUAUUAUGACACUGAACAGUAGGUCCCCUGGCUCUGGAGUAGUUUCCAGUUACCGCUUUCGCCGACACAAGAAGCGACUCCAAACAUUUUAAUUGGUUUAAUUACGUGAAUGGUGCUACUCAACUGUCGAAAUUGAGCCAAGAAAAAAGCUACAGCGGCGAGCGGCCCGCGGACCUUGAAAAAAGACGAGCGGUUGUGAAAGGUUGAGGAACCCUACGGCGAAGGCCGGCAUCGCCGGCGGGAGAGCCGUCCCGCGGGUCACACCGUUGAUCUCCGGUGCUCAGUGUACUGUACCGAUAAUCUGGAAACGCUUUACUUCCCCCCCCCACCCCCCCGGCGAGACGAGGAGGGGAGGCGCUGUUUACUGUCGCAAGUCGUCCGACUUGACGUCACCUCUUGCUCACAAACUGCGAACUAGAGCCAACAGCGAAGGGACUGUGAGAGUUUGAAAGACUGCCGUCGACCAGCAGUCUCCUUCUGCUGCCGCCGAUACUUGCAGUUUAUUUACUGGUGUAAAUUCGUCUUUGAAGGAACACUACCCGGGCUAUUUAUUGCACAUCGUGCAACAUGUCAUUAUUAGAAGUCAGAAGGAAGUAUAAUUGCUGUACGUGUUCAUUGAUAUGAUUUAUGUGUUCCAUGAACUUGUUAGAUGAACUUGUUAUUGAAUUGCGCUGCAUCUUGUUGCGGCCAGUUGAAGACAUUGUAAUGAUAUGAAUGCAUUACUCACAACAAAAAGCUGUUUGCUUUCUUUUAGAGCAAAAACACAAGGAACCUCAGUUUUACACUAAGGUUAUCCAAUUACAGUGAGAUGAA
This is a messenger RNA of Megalops cyprinoides (Indo-Pacific tarpon), 5495 nucleotides long. RefSeq names its product jade family PHD finger 3 (gene jade3). Gene Ontology annotation, biological process: regulation of transcription by RNA polymerase II. The transcript is spliced from 12 exons. The record is from RefSeq and is a predicted model, not a curated record. Lineage: Eukaryota; Metazoa; Chordata; Actinopteri; Elopiformes; Megalopidae. The coding region runs from base 251 to 2668 and encodes 805 amino acids. Gene Ontology annotation, cellular component: histone acetyltransferase complex.